CGCUCUUCCUUUACUUUCGAAAAACGGCGCUUCCGCCUGGGCCAGAGACUCGGACGAGGAGACAGAGCUGCGGGACCGAGAGGUCCCCGCGCCCGCCCCCGCGCCCCGCGCCCCCGCCUCCUCCCAGGACUUCUCCGUCCUCCGGCCCGGCCCGGGACCCACCUCCGGGAGAUGCUCUGAGCCCCGCGGCCAGGACACGCAGGCGCGCCCGAGGGCCUGGAGGGAUGAUGGGGCCCCGAGCUCUGGCACUCACCCUGGCCAGCUGCCUUCUGGCCCUCACCUGCGACACGGUGCUGGCCCCUGUGCCACAUGAGCACCCAGAACCCCUGGAGCAGGAGACGACCACGGGGCCACCGCUGGAGCACACUGAGCGUGUGGAAGAAAAACAUGAAAAAUACAGCCCCGGCCAGGACGAGGAGACCCCCGCCUCCCGCUGCUUCCGCUGCUGCGACCCCAGCCCCGCGCUGUACGCGGCCGCACCCCAGAUCAACAUCACAAUCCUAAAAGGUGAAAAGGGGGACCGCGGGGACCGCGGCCUGCAGGGGAAGUACGGCAAGACCGGCUCGGCGGGUGCCCGCGGCCACGCGGGCCCCAAGGGGCAGAAGGGGGCGGUGGGGGCCCCCGGGGACCGGUGCAAGAACCAGUACGCGGCCUUCUCGGUGGGCCGCAAGAAGCCCCUGCACAGCACCGAGUACUACCAGCCGCUCAUCUUCGACACGGAGUUCGUCAACCUCUACGGCCACUUCAGCAUGUUCACGGGCCGCUUCUACUGCGCCGUGCCCGGCGUCUACUUCUUCAGCCUCAACGUGCACACGUGGAACCAGAAGGAGACGUACCUGCACAUCAUGAAGAACGAGGCGGAGGCCGUGAUCCUCUACGCGCAGGUGAGCGACCGCAGCAUCAUGCAGAGCCAGAGCGUCAUGCUGGAGCUGCGCGAGCUGGACGAGGUGUGGGUGCGGCUGUACCGCGGCGAGCGCGACAACGCCGUCUUCAGCGACGAGUUCGACACCUACGUCACCUUCAGCGGCUACCUGGUCAAGCCGGCCGCCGAGCCCUAGCCCCGGCCAGGGAGCUCUAGCCCCGCCCCAGCCCCGCCCCCGCCAGGGAGCUCUAGACCAGCCCCGGGACCGGCCCCGCCCCUGGAGC
Sorex fumeus (smoky shrew) is the source of this 1146-nucleotide messenger RNA. RefSeq names its product C1q and TNF related 1 (gene C1QTNF1). Gene Ontology annotation, molecular function: protein binding. NCBI's taxonomy places the organism in Eukaryota, Metazoa, Chordata, Mammalia, Eulipotyphla, Soricidae. Bases 225 to 1058 code for a protein of 277 amino acids. The record is from RefSeq and is a predicted model, not a curated record. The transcript has 4 exons.